GCGCAGUAGCUUCUAUCUUGUUGUACUAUGGGGGACAGGACGGUAUUCACGUAUUCUUCAAGGACAGCACGUUCAUGGACGAACAUCACCGAAUACACAAACGCAUGCCAACAGACGACUGGUACGGCGAACUUCUGCUAAAAGGAUGGGCUUUUGGCUUUGUAUAUGUGGUACCGGGCCUCAUAGGUGCAACCGCAUCUUUGUUCUUUGAGAAAUGCAUCAUGAUCUUACACGUGGUUGUAGCUGUUGUGUUUCUUAUAGCAGGCAGUUUCUUACACACCGCCGGUACUAUGGCGAUCAUUUUGUUCCGGGUAUUUACUGUAAAUGGGGUAAUUAGGUACGAUUCGUGGCCGUCAGACUGUAUUUAUGUCAGAUAUAACGAUGGCUUACAACAAGAUGUUGCAGACGAGAAAUGCGAGUCCGGCAGAAAGGCCCUCAACUAUGCAAUAGCCGCCGCGAGUGUUACCUUGGUCGCCUGGGUGUUUCUUUUAUGUGAAUUACUUUAUGUCGGUUUUACGUACCAUAACAUUGGAAAGAAAAAUACGAAGACUGUCAAAGAAACUGUACGUCCUGAGGAAGAAAGGCCUCGGCGAAGGACAUACCCUCAACGAAAAAGAGCACCGCCACCGCCAAGAGCAUCACGACCGGAAGCAGAAACUACUUCCGGUCCGAGCACCAGUUAUGACAAUGUUGUUCCAGACACACCUACAGCUCAGACCACGCCCACUUUCGGUACAUUUCAGAAGAGUGAAAAUAUCGGAGCAACGUCUUCAUCACAAUGCUACGAUAAUGCAACAUUUGGUAUAGCAGACGAAGGUAGUGUAAGAGAUGCAAAAGCAGACAUAGUCAGUGACAAACCUGUGUCCCCGGAAAUGGUAGAAAUUCAAGAAGGUGAAAAAACAGCGCUUUAGACGUCAUAUGGAGAUCAUCAAUGAAUAAAUUAUACUGUAGCCAAGUAGAUUAUAAGAAAAAGUGUGUUAUGAUAUUGUUUGUGAAGUAAACUUGUAUUGAUAUUCCAUUGUAUUAUUAAUGGGAUGUGCGGAACAUGCGUUAAGUUAUAAAAUCACGUAAACACCUUAUUCUCCAUUUGUUUCAAAGCUGUAUCGACAGUCAAAUAUUAAAGGGACUCCACUGAGGUUUCUUGACGUCACAGGACUGAAAAUAAUUUUUCGGGAUUAAUAUUCCGACCAAUUCUAGACCAAUUACGCGCGUGCAAAAUUUCACAUCAUUUGCUAAUUUCGUUUUCCAGAAUAAUUAGUCUAAUUGAUGAAUGUGAAAAAUGCCGUAAAAUUAAGCGUUACAACGCUUUUCAAACAACUCGGGCAAAGAAUAGCAAAAAUGAUAGAAAAAAAUUA
This is a messenger RNA of Ruditapes philippinarum (Manila clam), 1355 nucleotides long. RefSeq lists its product as uncharacterized. Lineage: Eukaryota; Metazoa; Mollusca; Bivalvia; Venerida; Veneridae. The record is from RefSeq and is a predicted model, not a curated record.